UUUCUCAUCCACAUUCUUUACCGAUAAUCAUUACACACAGCAAUGGAGAAGGCGGCAGGGGGGAUUUUCAGAGCCAGCCGAUGGAGUCUUCAUGGCAUGACCGCUCUUGUGACUGGUGGAGCCAGUGGGAUCGGGCGUGCCAUUGUGGAGGAACUGUCUGGUUUUGGGGCAAGAAUCCAUACGUGUGACAAAUCUGAAGCUAAGCUUAAUGAAUGUUUACGUGAAUGGCGAAAGAAUGGGUUAUUGCAAGUCAGUGGCUCUGUCUGUGACGUGUCCUCUCGGUCUGAGAGGGAGAAGCUCAUGGAUACUGUCUCCUCCCUCUUUGGUUCCAAACUGAACAUCCUCGUAAACAACGCCGGAAUGGUUGUAGCAAAGCCGACUACCGAGUACACGGCGGAAGAGUUAUCCGUACACAUGGCUACGAAUUUCGAGUCUGCUUACCAUUUGUGCCAGCUCUCUCAUCCUUUGCUGAAAUCCUCUGGAUCCGGAAGCAUCGUGUUCAUGUCCUCUGUUGCCGGGGUUGUUUCCGUUGACGUUGGUUCCCCCUACUCCAUAACCAAAGGAGCUUUGUGUCAGCUGGGAAGAAACUUGGCGUGCGAAUGGGCCGGCGACAACAUAAGGGCGAACUCUGUUGCUCCUUGGUUCAUAUCAACGUCUCUGGUUGAAAACUUUUUCAGAGAAGAGAAGUUCAAGGAGGCAGUGGAGGCGAGGACUCCGAUGGGUCGUGUCGGGGAACCGAAGGAAGUGGCGUCGCUGGUCGCGUUUCUGUGCCUUCCUGCGUCUUCUUACAUAACUGGUCAGACCAUCUGCGUUGACGGAGGUUUCACCGUCAAUGGCUUCUCUUACCAACCAAAGGCUUAGAAACAAUAAGGCCCUUCACAAACAUUAAUAUCUUGUUGUGUAAUAAUGCGUUAUUGCACAUUUGUAUGAGUAAAAAAGCCUUCACAAACGUAACUCAAUGUGUAAUGUGUUAAUUGGUAUUUUAUAUAAAUGUGCGUGCCAAGUACCUUGGAAUAUGAUGA
Tarenaya hassleriana is the source of this 1022-nucleotide messenger RNA. RefSeq names its product tropinone reductase homolog At2g29330-like. The transcript has 5 exons. The coding region runs from base 43 to 861 and encodes 272 amino acids. The record is from RefSeq and is a predicted model, not a curated record. Gene Ontology annotation, molecular function: oxidoreductase activity. Lineage: Eukaryota; Viridiplantae; Streptophyta; Magnoliopsida; Brassicales; Cleomaceae.